Molecule: messenger RNA, 2523 nt
Organism: Ahaetulla prasina
Lineage: Eukaryota; Metazoa; Chordata; Lepidosauria; Squamata; Colubridae
Product: putative zinc finger protein 735
Exons: 6
Coding region: 315-1994 (559 amino acids)
Biological process (GO): regulation of transcription by RNA polymerase II
Molecular function (GO): DNA-binding transcription factor activity, RNA polymerase II-specific; RNA polymerase II cis-regulatory region sequence-specific DNA binding
Source: RefSeq, a predicted model, not a curated record
CACUCGCUCUCUUUAACCCCUGGGGUUCCGCAAGACGCGGAGAGGCUGCGGGAGAGUCUCCUGAGGGGGAGGCGGUCCAGACGUGCCCAGAUACAGAAAUUCGAAGCCAUUUGAAAUCUUUGUAAGGCAAAAUUUUCUCUUGGAGGAAAAAAAAAAGAGCAGAAUAACUUUUCUCUUUAGGUAAAAAAGAGCGGAAUAACUUGGAGGGAUCAGAGUCCUGCAGCACCAAAAAUGCUCCUGUGAAGGAAAAGGCAUCUGGAGACCCAGAAGAGUCCUUGGAGCCAUUUGGAGUUGCUCUGCAGGAGAGAGAAAGGAUGGAGACACAACUUUUGGGAAAGGAGGGAGCCGGAAAAAGCCCUUCAGCUGCUCAACCUGGAAAGCUCUGGACAAGGACUGGGCAGAAGAUCCUGGAAGGGGAAACCAUCCUUCCUUCAGAAGUUCAGCCCUGGACCAUCAUCCAAUACCGGGAGGCUGAGGGUCCCCGAGAACUUUGCAGCCGACUCCAUGACAUUUGUAGGCGAUGGCUGAGACCAGAAAAGCACACCAAAGCCCAGAUGCUGGACCUGGUGGUUCUGGAGCAGCUCCUGGCUGUCCUGCCCCCAGAGAUGGAGGGCUGGGUGCGGGAAUGUGGAGCAGAGACCAGCUCCCAGGCGGUGGCCCUGGCUGAAGGCUUCCUCCUGAGCCAGGUGGAGGAGCAGAAGGAGCAGGUCGAGUUGCAGUGCUGCACUUUGGAGAUCAGAGAUCCUGAGGGAAAGAAGAAUCCAUCAAAUCCCAUUCAGAAGCUAAUUUUCAGGAGGAUCCCUUGGGAAGAUCAAAGUUGGAAAACUGCAGGAGAGAAACAAAGAAUGAAGUUUUCUGCUUUUUACGAUGAAGCUCAAGCAGUGGUUGAACUUCCAAUUCAAGAGACUCUUGUGUCCUUCGAGGAGGUGGCUGUGUAUUUUUCUGAGGAGGAAUGGUCUCAGCUGGAUCCUGACCAGAAAGCGAUGCAUUCAGAAGUUAUGCUUGAAAAUCAUAGGAAUGUGGUCUCCCUGGGUAAUAACGGGCAGGAGAAUCAAGAUUCCUGUGAACUGUUCCAAGGGAUCAAUGCUAAAGAUAGAACGGAGAAGUUUGGAUUUCGAAUGGAAUUUGAAAGCCAUGAGAAAAAACAGUCAAAUAAUUGGAAUCAGGAAAGCUCAUAUUCUACUGAUGCUCCGACGCAAGACUUUCUUGCCCAACAAGAGAAAAUAAGGAAAAAAUAUAUUGGGAAAAGUGUGAAGCUAAUCAAAGCUAAAUUACAUGUAGACGAACACUAUUUAACCCAAAACAAAUGUAGAGAGUAUGAUAAUAGGUUCAGAAGUGGUAGUAAUCUUAUUUCCCAUAAAAAGAAAUCAUAUAAAUGCAUGGAGUGUGGGAAAACCUUUACUCAUAGCAAUGGACUUAGAAACCACAAAACAAUCCACACAGGAGAGAAACCAUAUAAAUGCACAGAGUGUGGAAAGACCUUUACUCUAAGCAAUAGACUUACUAUCCACAAAAAGAUCCACACAGGGGAAAAGCCAUUUAAAUGCAUGGAGUGUGGAAGGACCUUUGCUCGAAGAUGUAAUCUUGUUUCCCAUAAGAUGAUCCACACAGGCGAAAAGCCAUAUAAAUGCAUGGAAUGUGGAAAGACCUUUGCUCAAAGAGGUAAUCUUAUUUCCCAUAAGAUGAUCCACUCGGAAGAGAAACCAUUUAAAUGCAUGGAGUGUGGAAAGACGUUUACUAACAGCAAUGCUCUUACUUCUCAUAACAGAAUCCACACAGGAGAGAAGCCAUAUAAAUGCAUAGAAUGUGGAAAGACUUUUGCUCAUAAUAGUAAUCUUACUUCUCAUAAAAGGAUCCACGCUCAGGAUAAAGCAUAUAGCAAUAGCAACUCCAGUUUAGAUUUAUAUACCAGUCCACAAAGCUUUAUAGCGGUCUUUGAGCAGUUUACAAAGUCAGCAUAUUGUCCACAGCAAUCUGGGUCCUCAUUUUACUGACCUGACAAAGAUUAAAGGCUGAAUUAACCAUGAACUGGUCAGGAUUGAACUGACUAUGGGCAAUUCGCUUUUGGUACUGCAUUCUAACCUCUGACCCACCAUGUCUAUAGAUGUUUAUGUGUACAAAUAUUGUGCCUUUCAGAUCCAACUGAGACAAGGUUGAAUCCAACAAAGUGUAAUUUGAUGUGGAGAAAAGCAAGGUUUUACAUCUGGGUGGGAAAAUAGAUUACAUGAAACCUGGCUCAAAAACAAUAACUGUAAAAAUUUUCUUGUUUAUGAUUUGGUGCAUAUAUUGCUACCAAAAGUAUUUGUUUAUAAUUCAUUGUUACCUCCACCAUCAAUAUUCUCCCCUCUUCAUCUUCAAAAAUUUGUCUUGCUUUUAUUGUUUCUUUAAUAUAUAAAACCACGGCUCUUUUCUUUUGUUGUGCUAAUGAGUAUAGUUUCCCAAUUUUAGGAUAUUCCAAUAAUUUAUUGUGGUGGUUUUUUAUGUGAACCUCUUGAAGACAAAUAAAAUCUAAUUUUAACUUUC